This is a messenger RNA of Sorghum bicolor (sorghum), 2225 nucleotides long. RefSeq lists its product as uncharacterized. Lineage: Eukaryota; Viridiplantae; Streptophyta; Magnoliopsida; Poales; Poaceae. The transcript has 2 exons. Bases 202 to 1950 code for a protein of 582 amino acids. The record is from RefSeq and is a predicted model, not a curated record. Gene Ontology annotation, molecular function: protein binding.
UGUGCGUUCUCGUUCUGCCGCAUCAGAAUCCUCCACUCGACUCGACUCGACUCCUCUCGGCCUGCCACUGCCAUUCGCUUCUCUCCCGCGACGCCCUUCACUGCCGCGGCGGCCGGAACAGCAGCAGGAGCACACGCCGCCGGAUCACGGGAACGCACAGCUCCCCCGGUCCCGUCGGUUUCGGGACCGGCGGCUGAGCCUAUGGCGAGGACACAGGAUUCAUGGUCGAAGAUUCCCACGGAGCUCGCAGGCCUCGUUCUCCAGCGCCUUCACGCUCACGUCGACCGCGUCCGCUUCGCAGCCGUGUGCCCCCAGUGGCGCUCCGCUGCUCGGCAGGUCCGGCUGCCCCCUCCACUGCCGCUGCUCGCUCUCAAGGAUGGGGACAUCUUCUACAGCAUGCCCCGGGGUGAGCCGCUCCACUUUGCUGACUGCAAAACCAAAGCAGGCUUCAUGUCCACAGCUUAUGGUAACUGGCUGGUGUACCGGCGUUAUUGCGAUUUGCUCUUGGUGGAUCCCUUCUCUGGUGCCACCAUGACCCUUCCUGCACCAUCUAGUGUUCAUCUCGCAGACGAAGACGGGGGUGAUGAUUCCAUGGACGGUCAUGAUUCUGUAGACGAGGGUGAGGAUUCUGAGGACAGCCAUGAUUCUGCAGACGAGGGUGAUGAUUCUGAGGAUGGCUCUGCACCAUCUAGGGUUCAUCUCCCUGAUGAAAACAAGGGUGACGAUUCCAUGGCCGGUCAUGAUUCUGCAGACGAGAGUGAGGAUUCUGAGGACAGCCAUGAUUCUGCAGAUGAGGGUGAGGAUUCUGAGGAUGGCUCUGCACCAUCUAGGGUUCAUCUCCAUGACGAAAACAAGGGUGAUGAUUCCAUGGCCGGUCAUGAUUCUGCAGACGAGUGUGAGGAUUCUGAGGGCGGCCAUGAUUCUGCAGAUGAGGGUGAUGAUUCUGAGGAUGGUUCUGUACCGUCCAGCGUUCAUCUUCCCAACAAAAACAAAGGUGAUGAUUCCAGGGCCAGUCAUGAUUCCACGGACGAGGGUGAGGAUUCUGAGGACAGCCAUGAUUCUGCAGACGAGGGUGAUGAUUCUGAGGAUGGUCAUGGUUCCACAGACAAGGGUGAGGAUUCUGAGGGCAGCCAUGAUUCUGCAGAUGAGGCCGAUGAUUCUGAGGAUGGUUCUGUUUCCACCGACGGAUCAGAGAUGCUCUCAAUGGACGUGAAACACUUUGAAGUGAUCAAACUAAUAGUGUGCUCUCCCAACCUCAUCGCUGCACUGUUUAAAGGUAGCGAAAACAAUCGGAUUGCAGUGUGCCGGCCAGGAGGCUCCAAGUGGUCAGUAGCAUGGGACCUGUCUUUGUGGAUUACAGACAUGGCUUUCUACCAAGGGAAGCUCUACGUUGUUGACUAUCAGGAGGACCUCUUGGCUCUGGACAUCAGCGUGGAUAACAAGACGGGUGAUCCACGGGUUUCUCGUAUUGGAAGGGUGAUCCACGGGUUUCUCGUAUUUGAUAAUGAGCUGACUUUGUUGAGGAUGCUCUACCUGGUUGAGUCGUGUGGCUCAUUGUUGCUGGUGCGUAGAAGGAUUUUCCACAAGCAUGUUCAUGGCAACGGACAGAUACACACUUUUGCUGGACAGUGUGAGCCUGAUGUUUCGAUAUUCGAGGCAGACUUUGGGCGAUCACAGUGGCGCAGGCUGACGACCCUUCCUGACGAUGAGGCACUGUUUCUAGGGCCAUGCUCCAGGGCUGUUUGCAUGCCUCAGGUUGACUCACCGGGCAAUCGCGUGUGGUUCUUGGAUGACUACAAGGACUUUCACCUUUGGAAUGAGUGGCCUAGCAGCUUGAGUUCUGGCACCAGCAGCGUGGCAAACCCCAAGCCUUUCUCGCCCCUUCCAACGAUCUCGUGGAGGGGCUUCCUGGCAAAUUCAGGUGCUGCAUGGAUCUUCCCUGCAAACUGAUGCUAUUGGUUGGACCGUUGUUACAAUCAAAGCUGUUAAACACACCAUGUGUUUCUCUAACCGUAGCACGGUGGCCUUCUGGCAUUCACAAUGCUGACUUACUUUUGGAUGAUUAUGUUGUGCUUAGCUUUAUGGACUUGUGAUGAACCUUGAGGUAGCAUUCUGUUAUUUGCUAGUAACCUAUUCUGUUACGCAUUUAGGUGGGGAAGUCGCAAUGGUGCUGUUUAAUCCCUGAAUGAUGUGUUAUCUAUUGUCAAUCUUUUGUCGUGGAGUAA